CAUGCUCACUAUGCAAAUCUCACUUCCCUUUAAGUUGUUAUCUUUAUCAUUUUUUUCUCUUUUUUUUUUCUUUCAUUAUGGCUAAUAAAGAUACUCAAACAAACAAACAAAGAACUGGCUCUUUUGAAGGAUUACCACCUAUUCAACUUCCAGCACCUGUUGUUCAUUAUUAUGUUACACCCACACCUAUGGAAUACCACCACCAAGUACCUUGGCAACCGUUUCCUCCUUCACCGCCUCAGCCUACUAAUAAAAUGGCCAUAAAUCAAACCAAAGAAAACAGUAGGAAAUCCUCACACAGUGCUGUUGAGAAAAGGAGGAGAGAAAGAAUGAAUGACAAGAUUGAAAAGUUAAAAACCUUAAUUCCUUCAUGCACAGCUCAAUUCCCUACAUCUGUACAGCAACCUAUUCAUAAACUGAGCGUUCUACAAGCAGCUAUUGACUAUAUCAAUGAACUACAUCACCAAUUAGAGGCUAGUUUACCAGAGGAUGACCCUCUUGUCAAGGAUAUUUCCAUAGUAUCCAUGUAUCAAAAGAAGAAACAAGAUCGAAUUAAAAGCGGAUUGUAAUAAAUAAACUAAUGAAAUGUUUUGAGUUCAAACAAGAAUGCUCUCUCUCUCUCUUUCUCUGAAUAAAAACUAUGUCCCCUUUCUUUGAAAGAUAUUGAAUAGCUAAUGAUUGCAACCACGUCUAUCUGAGUACAUCAUUUUCAUUUAGAGAGAAUAAUCAUUGCUCUAUUUUCAUACGUUUACGCAUAUUCUUUCUAUCAAGAUGUACACUGGUAAGUGUUUAUUCUAAAUAAUUUGAUCCUUUAGUAUUGACAAUUGGCUCAUACAUGCAAAUAUGGGCUUCAAAGUAUACCGACUCUUUCCUACUUUAUUCUAUAGUUAUAAUGAAAAUAAAAAUAAAC
Messenger RNA from Gilbertella persicaria, 910 nucleotides. RefSeq lists its product as uncharacterized. Bases 78 to 569 code for a protein of 163 amino acids. Gene Ontology annotation, molecular function: RNA polymerase II cis-regulatory region sequence-specific DNA binding; protein dimerization activity; DNA-binding transcription factor activity, RNA polymerase II-specific. Gene Ontology annotation, biological process: regulation of transcription by RNA polymerase II. The transcript has a single exon. The record is from RefSeq and is a predicted model, not a curated record. NCBI's taxonomy places the organism in Eukaryota, Fungi, Mucoromycota, Mucoromycetes, Mucorales, Choanephoraceae.